Messenger RNA from Pelobates cultripes (western spadefoot toad), 354 nucleotides. NCBI's taxonomy places the organism in Eukaryota, Metazoa, Chordata, Amphibia, Anura, Pelobatidae. The record is from the annotation of a GenBank genome assembly.
AUGUAUUAUAUAGCGAAACACCUAGCGGGAAAGACUCACAGUUAUAGCCUAACUGCAGAGCGGGAAAGACGCACAGUGAAAUGGACAAGGGAGCGACACAGCAGUAGGCAGGGGUCGAGGGGCGAGCCCUCGGGCACACAGCUACCACUCACAUAUACCCGCACCCUACCAGGCCCACCCGGGCUGCAGGCCACCGGGCGGACAACCCGGAUGCAUCGCCCACACACACGUGGGCACCAACAAAAGCGACAGAAGAGCACAACACCCUCUGUCACUCCCGUGAAGGGAGAAAGCUCGGGCCGAAGAGGGGACCGAGCUUGUGACCAAGGAAUGCAGGCCAGCACGCAAGCCUGA